This is a messenger RNA of Strongylus vulgaris, 197 nucleotides long. The record is from the annotation of a GenBank genome assembly. NCBI's taxonomy places the organism in Eukaryota, Metazoa, Nematoda, Chromadorea, Rhabditida, Strongylidae.
CACUUCUAUAAGCCAGCUGCCCAUCAUUGGCCUAAAAAAUCUCAAAACAUUGGCGCUCAAAAAUGUCCCGACUCUGAAAAAACUACCGCCAGUGCUAAGCUUUACUCAUCUGGAGACCGCGCACUUUACGUAUCCUCACCAUUGUUGUCUUUUCAAGACCCGUCAUGCGAGAAAAAAGACCGUCGGAAAAUUUAAUC